Messenger RNA from Molossus molossus (Pallas's mastiff bat), 2590 nucleotides. It is a transcript of the gene TSPAN12, whose product is annotated as tetraspanin 12. The coding region runs from base 409 to 1326 and encodes 305 amino acids. Gene Ontology annotation, cellular component: membrane. The transcript has 8 exons. Lineage: Eukaryota; Metazoa; Chordata; Mammalia; Chiroptera; Molossidae. The record is from RefSeq and is a predicted model, not a curated record.
GCGCUGAGAGUUUGUGUGCAGCUAGCCCUGGCUGCUGCCGCUGCCUCGUCCGGACUUGGCGAGGACUUGGGAGGGACAGCGGCGCUGGGAGGUGGCUUAGCAGAGACUUUCCAGCAACUGCUGCCCAGGACUCUCUCUCUCUCUCUUUUUUUUUUCUCCUUUUUCCCAGGAGGCGGCGACGGCGGCGGCGGGGAGAGAGGAAAAGAAGGAAGCGUCUCCAGUUUGAGCCAAAGCAGCUCUUCGGCUCUGCGGGAGGAGCGUCCCAGCCCUGAUGAGCCCCCUCCGUGUGUCCCCGACAGUUCUCCGGCGGGAGUGUGCAGCGGGGCCCAACGCGGACGAUCGCCGCUGACUUGCUCUUGGGGGUAGGAUGUGGUGAAAGAAUGGGGUUUCUCCCUUCCGGGGGUCACAAUGGCCAGAGAAGAUUCCGUCAAGUGCCUGCGCUGCCUGCUCUACGCCCUCAAUCUGCUCUUCUGGUUAAUGUCCAUCAGUGUGUUGGCAGUUUCUGCUUGGAUGAGGGACUACCUAAAUAAUGUUCUGACUUUAACUGCAGAAACAAGGGUUGAGGAGGCUGUCAUCUUGACUUACUUUCCUGUGGUUCAUCCGGUCAUGAUCGCUGUUUGCUGUUUCCUUAUCAUUGUGGGGAUGUUAGGAUACUGUGGAACAGUGAAAAGAAAUCUGUUGCUUCUUGCAUGGUACUUUGGAAGUUUACUUGUCAUUUUCUGUGUAGAACUGGCUUGUGGUGUUUGGACAUAUGAACAGGAAAUUAUGGUUCCAGUACAGUGGUCAGACAUGGUCACUUUAAAAGCCAGAAUGACAAAUUAUGGCUUACCUAGAUACCAGUGGCUUACUCAUGCUUGGAAUUUUUUUCAGAGAGAGUUCAAGUGCUGUGGAGUAGUGUAUUUCACUGACUGGUUGGAAAUGACAGAGAUGGAUUGGCCCCCAGAUUCCUGUUGUGUCAGGGAAUUCCCAGGAUGUUCCAAACAGGCCCACCAGGAAGAUCUCAGUGACCUUUAUCAAGAGGGUUGUGGGAAGAAAAUGUAUUCCUUUUUGAGAGGAACCAAACAACUGCAGGUGCUAAGGUUUCUGGGAAUCUCCAUUGGAGUGACACAAAUCCUGGCCAUGAUUCUCACCAUUACUCUGCUCUGGGCUCUCUAUUAUGAUAAAAGGGAGCCUGGCACAGACCAAAUGAUGUCCCUGAAGAAUGACACGACUCAGCACCUGUCAUGUCACUCGGUGGAACUGUUGAAACCAAGCCUGACGAGGAUCUUUGAACAUACAUCCAUGGCAAACAGCUUUAAUACACACUUUGAGAUGGAGGAAUUAUAGAGGAUGUGAAAAAAGGAAACAACAAGUUUAUUUUAUUUUACUUGUGAAUUUUUGAGCACACAAUUGUUUCAGAAAUGUGUAGAAAUAAAAAUGUUGCCAUGAAACAAUGCCUAAGCAUGUAAUUUUGUACCCUUUAAAAUGAAGAGGGAAAAGUUCCAUAUAUUGUGUCACCACCUGGACAAUAGUUGAUACCCUUUAUAAUGCUGAGGACAGAUCUAAUACCCACUUUAUAGCUUGUGUAAGAUUUUUACUAAACACAGUUAUGCUUUGGUACAGAUUGACCAGUAUUUCUGCAUGUAAAUGAGCUGUGGUGGCAGUGAACUAUACAGUACAGUUUGAUUUACUUCCGUAGGCUUGCUAGUAUAUAAAGCACCAAUUAACUGGUAACAGGGAGUUAGACAGUACUAAUGAUUUUUAUUUCUUGGUGAUAUAUUCCUUUGAGGGUAAAAUAGAUUAGACAUAAGAAAACUCUGAAGAUUGGUGGCUACCUAAAUGUGAUUUUUGCUAGUUACUAAAAUAUUCUUACUACUUACAAGAGCAAACUAAUACAUUGUCUUAAACUGAUCAGGGAUCUAUGUGUAUGUGAGAGUCUGUGUUAAGUCUGUAUAAUUCAGUAGAUUUUAGUUCUUGUAAUGUUAAUAACAAUUGUGAAAAGAAUAAAUUUGAUCUCUAUAACACCAUUAUUUUUAACCUUUCCUAUUAAUUGAGUUUUAAAAUUCUGUCUUGGUUUUAUAUUACACACACAACUGUUAAUUUAAAUAUUUAACCACUAAUUUUGAAAAAUUGCUAGUGUGUUACAAAGGAAUCAUUAUAAUUCAGAAUGUAGUCUGGUCUCCAGGGAGCAUUAACAAGAAAGUUUACACAUAACUUGGUUCAUUUAACAAAGACUUGGAUACUAUCUUUCUCCCAAACUCACUCUUUUUGACACUAAACAUUUUUUUUAGAGAAGCUUAUCUUUGCCUUCUCCAAACAAUAAGCAAGGGACAGUAUCCAAGUCUGAAUAUAAUCCUACAGAGAACAGUAUUACCUUUAUCCAGCAAAAUGCUGUGAGAACCAUAAAAGUAAGUGACAACUAGAUAAUUUCUUAGCUUUAUUUCACUGAUUAGGAUACUAUGGUGAAUUACACAGAUUAUUAAAUUUUUACAAGAGUAAAAUAUAUUUAUUUGAAAUGGGAAAAGUGCAUUUUACUGUAUUUUGUGUAUUAUGUUUAUUUCUCAGAAAAUGGAGAGAAAAGUAAAACUUGUCAAUAAAUAUUUUCUAGAGA